This is a messenger RNA of Emys orbicularis (European pond turtle), 1968 nucleotides long. It is a transcript of the gene DACH1, whose product is annotated as dachshund family transcription factor 1. The record is from RefSeq and is a predicted model, not a curated record. NCBI's taxonomy places the organism in Eukaryota, Metazoa, Chordata, Testudines, Emydidae. Gene Ontology annotation, molecular function: DNA-binding transcription factor activity, RNA polymerase II-specific; RNA polymerase II cis-regulatory region sequence-specific DNA binding. The transcript is spliced from 11 exons. The coding region runs from base 1 to 1968 and encodes 655 amino acids. Gene Ontology annotation, biological process: regulation of transcription by RNA polymerase II. Gene Ontology annotation, cellular component: nucleus; transcription regulator complex.
AUGGCCGUACCGGCUGCUUUGAUCCCUCCGACCCAGCUGGUCCCCCCUCCACCUCCGAUCUCAACUUCUGCCGCCUGCACCACCACUACCACCACCUCGUCGGCCACCUCGUCUCCGUCUCCUUCCAUCGCUCCCCCGCCAGCCUCUUCGGGGACGAACCUAUUCCGGCCGGAGCCCAUCGCAGCAGCAGCAGCGGCGGCCACAGUCACCUCCACCACCAGCAGCGGAGGAGGCAGCAGCAGCAGCAGCAACGGAGGAGGCGGCGGCGGUAACAAUUGCAGCCCCAGCCUGGGCACCAGCAGCAGCGCAAGCGGCGGCGGCACCUCCACCCCCAGCGCUAGCACCGCCAACAGCAGCAGCCUGCCGGGCAAGCCGGUGUACUCGACCCCGUCCCCGGUGGAGAACACCCCCCAGAAUAAUGAGUGCAAGAUGGUGGAUCUGAGGGGGGCCAAAGUGGCCUCUUUCACCGUGGAGGGCUGCGAGCUCAUCUGCCUGCCCCAGGCUUUCGACCUCUUCCUGAAGCACUUGGUCGGGGGCUUACACACCGUCUACACCAAGCUGAAGCGGCUGGAGAUCACGCCCGUGGUGUGCAACGUGGAGCAGGUCCGGAUCCUGAGGGGGCUGGGGGCCAUCCAGCCCGGCGUGAACCGCUGCAAACUCAUCUCCAGGAAGGAUUUCGAGACCCUAUACAACGACUGCACCAACGCAAGUUCUAGACCUGGAAGGCCUCCUAAGAGGACUCAAAGUGUCACCUCCCCAGAGAAUUCUCAUAUCAUGCCACACUCUGUCCCAGGUCUAAUGUCUCCUGGAAUCAUCCCGCCAACAGGUCUGACAGCAGCAGCUGCAGCAGCAGCAGCUGCUACCAAUGCAGCCAUAGCAGAAGCAAUGAAAGUGAAAAAAAUCAAAUUAGAAGCUAUGUCCAACUAUCAUGCCAGUAAUAACCAACAUGGAGCAGAGUCUGAGAAUGGAGAUCUGAAUUCAAGUGUUGGCCUGGAACUUCCUUUUAUGAUGAUGCCCCACCCAUUAAUUCCUGUCAGCCUACCUCCAGCAUCUGUCACAAUGGCCAUGAGUCAGAUGAACCACCUUAGUACCAUUGCAAAUAUGGCAGCAGCAGCACAAGUACAGAGUCCCCCAUCCAGAGUCGAGACAUCUGUUAUUAAGGAACGUGUUCCAGACAGCCCGUCUCCUGCUCCUUCCCUUGAAGAAGGUCGAAGACCUGGCAGCCAUCCAUCAUCUCAUCGAAGCAGCAGUGUGUCCAGCUCACCUGCACGGACUGAGAGCUCGUCAGACAGAAUCCCUGUACAUCAGAAUGGGCUAUCCAUGAACCAGAUGCUGAUGGGUUUAUCACCUAACGUCUUACCUGGCCCUAAAGAAGGUGAUCUGGCUGGUCAUGAGGUUGGACAUGAGACCAAAAGAAUACAUAUUGAGAAAGAUGAGACCCCGCUCUCCACACCAACCGCAAGAGACAGCCUUGACAAACUUUCUCUAACUGGGCAUGGGCAACCACUACCUCCAGGUUUUCCAUCUCCUUUUCUAUUCCCUGAUGGAUUGUCCUCCAUAGAGACCCUCCUGACUAACAUCCAGGGCCUAUUAAAGGUUGCCAUAGACAAUGCCAGAGCUCAAGAGAAACAGGUCCAGCUGGAAAAGACGGAGCUGAAGAUGGAGUUGUUCAGGGAACGAGAACUGAGGGAAACUCUUGAAAAACAGCUGGCUGUGGAACAGAAGAACAGAGCAAUAAUUCAGAAAAGGUUAAAGAAAGAAAAGAAGGCAAAGAGGAAAUUGCAGGAAGCGCUUGAAUUUGAGACUAAGCGGCGGGAACAAGCAGAACAAACAUUGAAACAGGCAACUUCAACAGACAGUCUCAGGGCCCUAAAUGACUCUCUGACCCCAGAGAUAGAAGCUGACCGCAGCGGGGGCAGAACAGAUGCUGAAAGGACAAUACAAGGUUCACUAGAUGCCUAUGCCUAA